GGCCGCUUGAGGUUGACGCCGUCGCCGUUGACAGUUGACGCGUUGAAGUAUUGACGUGUAUCGUUUUCUGAAGAGGUUAAAAAAGUUAAAAUUUGAAAACGGACACGUCUCAUUAUUAUAAUUUACUAACCGGGACUCUCUGAUACAAAUACCAAACAUGAGGGCCCCCUGGUGCAUCCUAGCGAUGCUCCUGUACACAUUCUGCGGUGUGACGGACACGCAGAAGAGGCCUGGCACCACCCUUGCAGAGAGGGUGCAGCAGCUCACCGAUAUGUCCAAUAAAAGGGCUGUGCUCAGGUUCAACGCCAACAAGUUCAGAGAUUUCGUCAAGGCGACGCCUAGGAACUACUCUGUUGUCAUCAUGUUCACGGCAAUGGCCCCACAAAGACAGUGUCAAGUCUGUAGACAUGCCAGUGAUGAGUACACAAUUGUUGCCAACUCCUUCAGGUAUUCACAGUCAUACUCCAACAAACUGUUCUUUGCUGUAGUAGACUUUGAUGAAGGCUCUGAUGUCUUCCAGAUGCUGAGAUUGAAUACAGCACCGGUUUUCAUACAUUUUCCACCUAAAGGAAAGCCAAAGAAUGCUGACACUAUGGACAUACAAAGAAUUGGUUUUGCAGCAGAAACUCUUGCCAAAUGGAUAGCAGAAAGAACAGAUGUACAGAUCAGAGUGUUCAGACCUCCCAAUUACUCAGGAACACUUGCCUUGAUUGUGCUUUUUGGCAUUGUUGCUGCCUUCUUAUAUUUGAGAAGGAAUAAUUUGGAAUUUUUGUACAACAAGAAUAUGUGGGGCAUGGGAGCAUUGUUCUUCUGCUUUGCUAUGACUUCUGGACAGAUGUGGAACCAUAUCCGUGGGCCUCCUUUCAUCCACAAGAAUCAGAAUGGGCAGAUUGCCUAUGUCCAUGGGUCAUCACAAGGGCAGUUCGUUCUGGAGACCUAUAUUGUGAUGUUUUUGAAUGCUGCUGUUGUUUUGGGGAUGAUUUUGCUUACUGAGGCUGCCAGGGGAAAGGGGGACCCAAAAAAACGUAAAAUUUUUGCUGUUGCAGGUUUGAUCUUAGUUUCAGUUUUCUUCUCUCUAUUGUUGUCUGUUUUCAGGACAAAGACACAGGGGUAUCCCUAUAGUUUCUUGUUCAAAUAGAUGAGCUAUGUUUGUGUACUUUCAAUGAGUUUUCACUCCUGUAAAAGAAGUGUAUAUUCAACUGUUUGACUUAUUUAAAUAAAUUUUGUUGAAUAA
This is a messenger RNA of Phaedon cochleariae (mustard beetle), 1234 nucleotides long. NCBI's taxonomy places the organism in Eukaryota, Metazoa, Arthropoda, Insecta, Coleoptera, Chrysomelidae. The record is from the annotation of a GenBank genome assembly.